UCGUACGGAACGAAUUUAACAUGCAGCAUGAAAACAAGCGUUUACUUCUUGUUUAUUUGUUUCUUUACUUCGUUAAUAACGCUUUGUCGAAUCCCUCGAAUUGCACGCUGGGUAAUAUGUUAACGACCUGAUAUGUACAGACAGAGAGAUUCAGGCUUUAAAAUAAAGAAAACACAAUGGCAUUUUCAGAAGACUUGUUGGCUCAGAGGAGCAAACUACAGCAUGAGAUUUUGGCUCUGGAGAGUACACUAGGAAAUAGUAGGAACAUUGCAGACUUGAUGUCUUCAGACAGUGACAGUGCUGACGAGUCUGAGGACAGUGGAAACGCAGGGGAGGAUGUUACACUUGAGGACCUGGAAGCAGAACGACAGCAAAUACAGAGGGAAAUCGAAGAGUUAGAGCGAACGCUUGGUGCAGACGCGGCUCUGGUCGAUGCUCUGACAGACAGUGAACAUGGCAGUCUAAUGAAUUCAAAUGGUGAGGAUAGUGACGAGGAUUUGGAUCUUCCUCAAGAUUUAGAAACCUGUCUUCAGAUGAAUUUGGUUUAUCAGGAAGUGCUGAAAGAAAAACUAGCUGAACUGGAGAGGCUUCUGAAAGAAAAUCGUGAACAGCAGAAAGAGAUUGAAGAGCAACUUUCUGGUCCUUCAUCUAACUAUCCUGGCCUGCCUCAUCUCAGACUCUUCCUUGGGAGUUUUAUGAAACCAUAUUUCAAAGACAAGCUGACUGGUUUGGGCCCUCCAUCCAAUGAAGAAACUAAAGAGAGGAUGGCUAAUGGAACAAAGCCCUGUGAUGAGAGGAAAAUUAGAAGAUGGGAGCCAUGGCAAAAAACGUUACUGAUCAAAUCUGUAGCCACAGACACUAUGAAACGCACGUUGCAGCCCAAACUGUCAAAGAUGGAGUACUUAACUGCAAAGAUGUCUAAAGCAAAAGAUGAAGAAAAAAAAGAACUACAAAUGCAAAUUGCCCUUUUAGAGACGGAUAUUGGGGAAAUAAGGUCAAUGAAGGAGGAUCAACUGUAUGGGUCUCGCCAUGACUAUCAUGACUGGGACAAAAUAGCAAAUGUUGAUUUUGAAGGCUUUCGACAACCUGAUGAUUUGAUGAGAUUCUGGCAGAAUUUCUUACAUCCCUCCAUUAAUAAAUCCACAUGGAGUAAGGAUGAGAUUGCCAAGCUUGCAGAAGUUGCAGAACAGCACAUGUACUGCAACUGGGAAAAAAUUUCAGAAUUGCUUGGGACCAAUAGGACAGCUUUCCUGUGUUUCCAGACUUAUCAACGCUACAUCUCUAAACGGUUCAGGAAGAGAGAGUGGAGUAAAGAUGAGGACGAGGUCUUCAAAGAGCUUUUGGAGAAAAUGAGGAUUGGCAACUUCAUACCAUAUACUCAAAUCUCAUACUUUAUGGAAGGUCGUGAUAGCGCACAGCUCAUCUACCGCUGGACAUGCGUUCUGGAUCCUUCGAUAAAAAAGGGACCUUGGACAAAAGAGGAGGACCAGUUACUGCUCAAAGCAGUAAAGCGGUAUGGCUGCAAGGAGUGGUGGAAAAUUAAACUGGAAGUACCUGGAAGGACAGACAAUUCUUGUCGAGAAAGAUAUCUGGAUUGCCUCCAAUCUGAUAUAAAGAGAGGUGCAUGGAGUGAUGAUGAAGUGGAACUGCUGAAAAAUCUGGUAGAGAAAUAUGGUGUGGGGAAAUGGGCUAAGAUCGCCUCUGAAAUUCCAAACCGGGUUGACAGCCAGUGUUUGAACAAGUGGAAAUGGAUGAUGCAUAAAGCUGCAAGAAAAGGUUUAAAGAGAAGAAGGAGAUCAGCCAAGCCUGCGCCAAAAUCAAAGAGGAGGCGAGUGAGGCAGACAGACCUCAAAAAAAUAAAAGAUGAUGAUAUCAAACCUGAAAGCGACACCUCCAUAGAGGAAAAGGAGGAAGUGCGGUACAUGGACAGUGAUGGUGAACAGCCAGUGGAAAAUGAAAAUGUCUAUUCAAAUGAUGAACAUAAUCUUGAGUAUGUCCAGCCAGACAUGAAGGAAUGGAUUCCUGUACAUGAGAACAAGCUGGCUAAUCCUUUAAAGAAACUGAAGACCACACUGGUAAGACUGUCCACUGAGAUGGAAGAGAGCAGCAGAGAUUGUGUACGGAACACAGUGCUGGACAGAUUGGGAAACCUUGUGAAGACUUAUGUUGGGAUGGAACCACCUGCUUUGCAAAAAUCUAAUUUGAGCAGUGAGCAUGCCAUGAUUAUGGUGUCGGAAUGUGAUGUUAAACACUUCCUAAUUUGCAUGAGAACAUCCAUCAUGAAAGCGAGAUCAUCAAAAAACAAAACCAGUUUGUCUACAUGCACAAAUCAAAAGAAUGAUGAAGAGAAGGAUAAGAAUGUAACGAAAAGCGGUCGAAGAAAAAGAUGUAAGGGUGUAGCCACCGAACAGCUGAGAUAUGAUCUCAUGUUUGCCAUUACUCCAUGGGUUGGCAACGUGCUAAUACCUUUAACUUUCAGUGAGAGGCGGGUAUAUGAAGCGGAUAUUCAAAAAAGAGUAGCAGAUGCCUCUCUUCUAAAAUCACCAAUGUUUUUGUUUUUUCUGCAGGUUCUUAAAGUUGACACUGAAGGUUGCAAGAAAGUCAUUGAGGCCCGGAAGGACAAGGAGUGCUUUAUUAUGCCAGAACCUGGAUCAAGAUCCUAUUCAGCCAGGAAGCAUACUCCACGUUCCAGCAAUCAUGUUAAGACUGUAGCAGAAAUAAUUGCUGAAAGAAACGAGAGACAAUCUAACCCCCUGCUGUCCCCAAAGUUUUUAGAUGCCCAGCUACUUCUCCAACCUGCCAAAAUUGCAAUUUCUUCACUGCGUCAACGGGAAAGGAAAACAAAACAGCCCAUGCAGUCUGCUAGUCAGAAGUCGAAUGCUGGGCUGAUUUUUCCCCAGACUUUUGUCGUUUCCCAGCCAAAUACAGAUAGCAAAGGUGACACUUCAGUUAAUGUGGUACAGAGAAUUUUACCUCUUCUGCAGCUGUGUCAACAAGAUGCAUCAAAAAUCCCUCAGCCAGUAUUACCAGCACCACCAGUAGUGCCAGCUGAAAGUGUGAUGCAGCCAGCAUCUUGUCCCACAUCUUCAUUGUCCACAAAUGAUCCACCUACAAAGACUACAGAAGAAGCUCGCACUUCAAAACGCAAGCCCAAACCCACAAUGAAAGCCCAAGCUUUGUUGGAUGACCGAAAAAGCAAGCUCUCCAAAAAACAGGCAGCUAAAAAACAACAAAACAGUAGUAUCACCCAGAAAGUGGCUGUAUUACCACAAACUACAGCCUGGAUUCUCACCCCUACUGGUUUGCUGCCUGUUGCUGAAAUUCAAUUACAAGCUCCUGGUAAUGAAAACCAGGCGAUACCAAAAAAUGUUCAGAUGAUAUUUCAACAAUCUGUCUUUGUCAACCAGAGUAGUUGUGUUGCACCUACCAAUAGCACAGGAUCAGACAACCAAACAUCUGAUUUACCUGGAAACAAUAUUAAACCUCUGGCCGCUGGAUCAAAUCUUGGUCAGAAUUGUUCACCUUUCUCUGUCUCAGACAACUACAUUGUCUCUUCAUUUCCCUCCUCUUCUAAAACCCCCAGUGUCAUUUCAGCUUCUGUCAAAAUUAUUCCUCAAGCUCUACCUGACACAACUGUGCCUUCCAUUACAGGAUCUACAGCCCAAGAUACACUUUCUAAAUCUGCAUGUAAUCAAAACAAAUCUGUGACUCCCAUGAAUCCCAUCACUCUGUUUGCUGGUUCAUCCUCCCCUGUGGGAACUAGUCAAAGCAUUACACCAUCAUGUAGUUCAGAUGCAACCAUCAAUGUUCCCAGUGACUCUACAGUGUCUUUAGUCACAAGCACACCAUCCAAAACUUCUGCCCCUUUGUUGAACAUUUUUGGUCCUGGUUCCAGUGCAGCUCCUCAUAGCCAUAGUAUGCUACGUCCUGUUUCUCAACCAACAAUGGUGAACCAAAAUGGCUCUUUGUCACUUAUCAACACUGCAAGACCCUGCAUAGUCAAUGAGCCUCCAACUGCUACUGCAAAUGUCACUAGUGUUCCAACUAACAACAAAGCACCUAAUAUCAACAAGAGCCUUCCUACAGAGAAUGCUGCUAUAUCGUCAGCUCAUUGUCUAAUCCCUACAUCUGCAUUCCCUUCUGUGAAUGGAACAACACUUGCAUUUCCACAGUCCAAUUUUGUGAGCAAUCCUGUUAUAGUCAAUGUAGGCAGUGUAGGCCAUCCAACAGAUCAGUUAGGUUUUAAUUCACCUAUCAGUCCCAUGAUAACUCAAAUUGGGCCUCAGACUGUGCCGCAGCAGGUGUCUCCCCAAGCCAGAAAGCAGUCUGUCCAUAGUGCUGCUACAACAUCAAAUCCCGAGCCGAAACAACCGGCUUUUGACCCUAGCUUGAUAUUCUUCGAGCAACCAACUCAAGUGAAAAACUGGUUGAAGGGGAACGGUGGAAUUACACUGCCUGGAUUGGAAGAAAAUAUGCCUUAUCUUCCCCCAUUUGUUAGCAGUAUCAGUACACUGACUACCUUGCUCAAAGGAAGAGAUUGUUUGUUGAAGUCAGCAGUGCAGCUGCUACCCGAAGAACACAGAAAUAACAGCGAGGAUGAAGUUAAGAUAGCUGCUGUCCGGAAGAUAGUGUCUGAGAGGUUUAAAGACAACAAGGCAUAUUUGCUUCUGAAGGCUCGCUUCUUGUCAUGCUUUACCUUACCUGCCCUCUUGGCCACUAUAAAUCCGUGCAAAGAGUUCGAAGAUGCUCUUGCUAAGGAACACAAUAAGGACAAAGUCAAGCCAAGAUAGUUUGAUGAUGAACAUCAGCUCAAACCAUUGGCGUCUCUGCUCAACAUGAAAGAAAGCGAUUUACAAGCAACACAGUUUCCUGGAUGUGAGCCAAGAAAUCAAUCUGAAAUUCAUAUCAGUGCAUAGCAUGUUAGUAAUAGCAAAAUAUUUAUAUUAUUUAAUUUUUGUACUGUAUAUUUAAUGAUGAAAGAUAAUUACACUCAUGUUGUUUAUGUUGAAAAUAUAGAAUGUAUUUUAUG
This is a messenger RNA of Tachysurus vachellii, 5029 nucleotides long. It is a transcript of the gene snapc4, whose product is annotated as small nuclear RNA activating complex, polypeptide 4. The coding region runs from base 177 to 4790 and encodes 1537 amino acids. Lineage: Eukaryota; Metazoa; Chordata; Actinopteri; Siluriformes; Bagridae. The record is from RefSeq and is a predicted model, not a curated record. The transcript has 25 exons.